AUGGAGGACAGUGAGCUUAUCUUUCUGGAGCGCCAUGAUGAAGGCGAGGGCCCUACCGUGGCCUUCUCCAAAGACAAGCCUGGAGUCAGGGAGGCCAGGGACAGUAGGCCCGACUCAGGCCUGGGGCUAGGUUUGGGGCUGAAGCCAGGCCAGGGACGCCGCUCCUCGGGCUUCCACAUCCCCCUCUCCCCCUCCUCUCCGGGCUCCCUGGCUGACCUGGCCAUGGCCUCAUCGCCGCCCCCCGGCCUGGUGAAGUCCUCCUCCACAGAGCUGCAGACCAAAGAGACUGGUUCCUUGAGAAGCUCCAAACCCCUCCUCAGCCUGGUCAAGUCCCUCUCCACCGAGAUCUCCCACCUCGAGCCCGAGGUCUACCUCUCCAAGUCGGACUCCAAGCUCCACAUGCACCCCUGGAAGCAGUUCACCCAGACCCAACCCAAGCUCCAGGAGGCUGGUUCUGGGAAUGAUAGCUGGAUGGCACCCCCGUCCCCCGUCUCCCCCACGGAGCCCAAAGGAAGUUCCCUGAUGACCGAGUUCGAGGACACGCGGAGGAAGUUCUCGGAGGCCAUACAGGACCCCAUGAGCAUGUGGGGUAAAAUGAUGGGGGACGAGUCGAGCUCGGGGAGCCCCAAGCAGAAGGUGUCUGGGGGGGUCGGGGACUCACCUGCCUCCCUUGGUAGCUAUGGAGGUGGUGGGAGUGGGACCCCAUUGAACAUUGAAGACGGGAGCACAGAGACACAAGUAAGAUACAGACGUGGAACAGACAGCAAACUGGGUGUGUGUGAAACCCCACUAAGGAGACCCAGGAGGGGCCCUUUGAAGCCCUCACUUUCCCCAGAGCACCACAGCCAGCUGGGGGAUAGCCUCUACGAGAUCUGCACCAAUGGAGACCUCAUCCAGGUGGUAGAGGUCCAGGGGGGCGGAUCCAGUGGAGCUGGUACCAGAGGCCAGCAUCGAGGAACCCGUCCCCAGGCUCGAGGCAGGAUUCCUGUGGCCUCAGUGCCUGUCCGCUGGCUCUUGUUUGUGGGCGUACUUGCCUACGGGUUCUUUGUGCUCCCUCUGCCCUCCUAUGUGACUGGGCUGUCCCUGGGGCUAGCAUGUGGGUUCCUGUUAGGGUUGGUGGUGGUCCUGGUGUUCACGCCCCGUCCGGCAUCCAGAGCUUUGCCACCCUGGGGCACUACAGGGGCCCGGUGGUCCCAAGACAACAGCCUGCUGCCCUCGGACCCUGUUGGUGGGCCGCGCACAGAUGCAGAAGUCCUGGAGGGCUGGAUGAACGAGAUGCCCGUGUACGACCCGGAGACAUACCACCCAUCGCUCACCCACUCUGUGUAUGCCACCCUGUCGGGCAGCUGCCUACGCCUGGCCUACCCCCGCACCAACAUCCCCCGACGGGCAGCCUUCGACGAACUGCCCCAUGAAGCCGUGUUCCUGCGCUCGCGCUGCUACCAGCUGGCCAACUGCAAGGUCUCCCUGUUGCCUGCUGCCUUGGCACGGAAGAGAGUUUGGAAUAAGAAGUACCCUAUCUGUAUCAUACUGGCCGAGGGAGAGGUGGGGAGAGAGGAGGAGGAGAGAGUGGAAGAGGGGCAAGAGGAGGAGGAGAGGACAGACAAGCAGACACUCCCAGACACACAGACACAGGGCCUCCCCGACACUCUCUACCUCUUUGGUCGUACAGGAAGAGAGAAGGAGGAUUGGUUCCAGCACUUCCUGUUAGCCUCGAGGUCAGAGUUCAAGAGUAGCCCAAUCAGAGACGUGCCCAAGUCUGAGGUGUUAUGUAGUGGGAGCUCCAGUAUGGACAGUACGGAGAACCUUCCCCCUCUGAUUGGCCUGCGUGACCUGGUGGACUACGGCUCCUACAUGAGCCGCCUCAUUGGCUUAGAGGGUAGCAGUCCCAGCCCCAGCCCCUGCCACAGCGACCAGGGAAGCCCCACAGCCAGGAAGAAGUUCCCCAGUGAGGAGGCAUCAACAGAGGGGGGCUGCCCAGCAGAGGGCCAACCGGCCUGGGUCAAUGCCCUGGUGGGGAGGAUCUUCUGGGACUUCCUCCGGGAGAAGUACUGGGUGGACCUGGUGGCCCACAAGAUCCAGAAGAAGCUGAGUAAGAUCAGGUUGCCGUACUUUGUGAAUGAACUGAAGUUGGCUGAUCUGGACAUGGGUACCUGCAUACCUCAGGCGCUCAGCAUCUCCAAACCCUCACUGGACCACAGAGGCCUGUGGUUGGAGAUGGAGGUGGUAUAUACAGGCUGCCUACAGAUGACCCUGGAGACGAAGUUGAACCUGUGUAAACUGGGGAAGGAGAAGUCCAUUGGGGUGGAGGCUGACGGAGACAUCCCAGAGACCAGCCAACCCAGGCUGUGUGUAUUAGCUGACAGCGAUGAGGAGUCCUCCAGUGCCGGCUCGUCUGAUGAGGAGGAGGUGCCGCCCACUGAACCCCAGGGAACUCUGGGAGAUAAGAGCACAGGCACGCCACCACCACCAGCGACUGAUGGAGGUGGGAGCACCGGCAGACGGUUCCUGAGGUUCGUGGACAAGAUCGCCUCGUCCAAGUACUUCCAGAAGGCCACAGAGAACGAGUACAUCAAGAAGAAGAUCGCUGAGGUCUCCAACAUGCCACUGAUGCUCACUGUGGAAGUUCUGGAACUCUCAGGGACUCUGGCUGUCAACAUUCCACCUCCCCCUACUGACAGGAUAUGGUACAGUUUCCGCGUGCCUCCCAGGCUGGACCUGCGUGUGCGUCCCAUGCUAGGGGAGAGGGAGGUCACCUUCACACACGUCACAGAGUGGAUCGAGAAGAAGCUGAGUCGAGAGUUUCAGAAGGAGUUUGUGAUGCCCAACAUGGACGACCUCUAUCUUCCUCUCAUGUCCUCCGUGCUGGACAACCCUCCAGCAGCCCAGUAUUCCCCAGCCCACUCCUCACGCCGCUCCUCCAACAACUCCCAGUACUAUGUGUCUGAAUAG
Molecule: messenger RNA, 2952 nt
Organism: Salvelinus namaycush (lake trout)
Lineage: Eukaryota; Metazoa; Chordata; Actinopteri; Salmoniformes; Salmonidae
Product: testis-expressed protein 2-like
Exons: 11
Coding region: 1-2952 (983 amino acids)
Cellular component (GO): endoplasmic reticulum
Molecular function (GO): lipid binding
Source: RefSeq, a predicted model, not a curated record